GCAUCACUGACCGGUGCAAACUGCGAAUCUUCAUCUGGUUCUAGCGAACACCCCCAAGUGACUAGCGCUGAUAACGAUCGUCAACUUGUGGUCAUCUGCAUGGAUAAACAGGCUUAUGUGCUCUCAUUGCCGUCACAAACCUGUUUUGCCAAAGCCAAGGUCACAGAGACAAGCAGUGUCUUACAAGCUGAGGUGUUGCGGUUGAAGCCAAAUAGCGGCACUGGUACCGGUAGCCCUGCUUGCAACUCUUCUUCCGGAUACUUGUCUUCAGCAGCUAGCUUGAGCAUCCCAUCUGCACUCUUAUCUGCUUCUUCUGCCUCCACUUCCACUAUCGUUUCUUCAUCUGCCGAUUUUUCAUCCUCCACCCGGAGUUUUCUUGCUUGCUACCUUGCCAACGGCCACCUCUUACUGUUCUCUCUUCCAAGCCUACGCUGCUUGGUUGAUGUCGAUUUGGUUGGCCAGCUCAUCUGUCCUGGAUCGAUCACUUCAAACACUGGUAUCAGCGGUGGAUCUUCUUCUAGCCCCUUAGUUCUGGUGCCAUUCUCGUUGGGAUCAUUCAUCGCCUUCGGCCGAUGGGGUCAAUUGGUUUGUCGUCUAUCGCCCUGUGAGAUAGCCAAAGUCACUUUAUCAGCUGAUCUUUAG
Protopolystoma xenopodis is the source of this 642-nucleotide messenger RNA. The record is from the annotation of a GenBank genome assembly. NCBI's taxonomy places the organism in Eukaryota, Metazoa, Platyhelminthes, Monogenea, Polystomatidea, Polystomatidae.